UGUAGCGUAUAGUUGUGCUCCACAUACAGAGCAUAAUUUGCAUCCCUUAAUGUGCGGGGUGGAUCUUUAGCCUGGCCUAUCAACUGGGGGCGUGGCUGUCUGCGUACUCAUUUAAUGCUGGAAGGUGGACAUUCAUUCUUGUGCAGAUAACAAGGUGGAGAUAAGCGGCCGGUAAGCCAAUUUUACAAUGGAAACCAUCACUACCGAGUACCACAGCCACAUGGACUGCAGACGGAUUCCCAAAUCAGAGAUGGAGAAAAGACGCCGUGAUCGAAUUAACAACAGUCUGGAAACGUUACGACUCCUGCUGCUUGAAAACACUUGCAAUGAGAAACUAAACAACCCAAAGGUGGAAAAAGCAGAGAUCCUGGAAAGUGUGGUGGAUUUCAUCAAGUUGGAGAUUGAGUCCUACUCGGUGAAGAGGAAGCUCUCCAGGGACCCCACGGAGGAGGGUUCGAGUCCUCCAUGUAAACGACGGCAUCCGUACAGCGAGGGGAUGCGGUCGUGUUUACUGAGGGUCGGUGAGUUUAUUUCCACGAAGAGCAAGCCGAUGGAGAACGAGGAGAGAGCCACUGGAACCCCCCGCGAAGGUUCCCCAAGCCCCCGGGCAUCUAUCUCCUGCAAGGACAAUUCUGCGCCCAUCCACAACACUUAUGUUGGAGACCUGACUCUGUCUUCUCUGCUGGCCGCUCACCGAUCCAAAAAUCUGGACCAGAACGAGGCCCACCACACUACCAAGCGUUUUUCAUCCGAACAAAAGUGCGUUGCCGUUGACCCCGUGUGGAGGCCCUGGCCGCAGUGAUGGCCCCCGCACGUUUUUGCCGCUCCAGUCGGUGCGCAAUCGUGGAUUGUCGCAAUGGGUGCAAUUGUAAAUAUGUAUACUCGUGUAGAGCUUUACCGAGGAUUGUGUACAGUAUUUUUUCUUCCUGUGGAAAUAAUCUACCCCUCUGAGUGGGGUCUAUUGUCUCAUCCAAAGAUAGUUUAUUUUUUGUAUAGGCCUGCUUUUCUAUUCUUUCCAAUUUUUUGGUCGAACCCUGCAGUUCAAUGUUUUUGACCGUUGGCUGUAGAAUCGUUUAUGAAAUUUCUACACGAGAUGGUCCUUUUUCGUUUAUAUUUAGGGCUAUGCUCCGACCCCUGUCCAAUGGAUUUUUUUUUUCUUUCAAUAAACUUAUUUUCCUGUUUGCAGACCUGCGUUGUUAAAGUGUUAAAGAGUCAGCACACUUAAAGGGUGAAUGGGGUUCAAUGCUGCCGUUUUCGGAUACUUAUGUCCUGAUUGGACACAUUCCAAAUGUGCAUUGAAAUGCUAAUGCAAUAUGAGGAACAGCUCCUACGAUCUAAAUUGCCGUUUCAAAGGUUUAAAAGCGUACAUAGAGGUGUUUAUCGUCCAGACUGUUUUGAAGAACUGUUUCCAAUCUACAGGCUGAAUCCAUUGCAAGAGGAAAUAAAUCCUGUUCAUUUUCAA
Messenger RNA from Gadus macrocephalus (Pacific cod), 1462 nucleotides. RefSeq names its product hairy-related 5 (gene her5). Gene Ontology annotation, biological process: regulation of transcription by RNA polymerase II; regulation of neurogenesis; anterior/posterior pattern specification. Bases 188 to 802 code for a protein of 204 amino acids. The transcript has 3 exons. NCBI's taxonomy places the organism in Eukaryota, Metazoa, Chordata, Actinopteri, Gadiformes, Gadidae. The record is from RefSeq and is a predicted model, not a curated record. Gene Ontology annotation, molecular function: RNA polymerase II cis-regulatory region sequence-specific DNA binding; protein dimerization activity; DNA-binding transcription factor activity, RNA polymerase II-specific. Gene Ontology annotation, cellular component: nucleus.